AUCUACACCCUUAAGCAAAUAAAAAAUGACUGGAUCAGAUAACAGAAUCCAGCAACCUUAUCUUCUGAAAGUUCCAAAUUGCCAGCGCCACUAAUUUUUUUCCCACCAAAAUUACCAGAAAACACAGAAGAACAAACCAAAACACAGAAAUGGCGACAUCAUUUCUCUCAACUGCAAACAGCUUCCUCUCUUCCACUAUACCCUCCUCCUCCUCCUCCUCAUCAUCAUCAUCAUCAUCACCAUCUUCUUCUUCUUUGUUAGUUUACCUUCACAAACACAAUGCCUAAAGGCAACAACAAAGUACUCUUUGCAAGGCUUUCACUGAGUCGCCAUCACCUUCACCAUGUUUAACGAAAAGAAAUCUCUAUAUUAGCUUCAUCGCCAGCUUUGUUUUCUCAUUGGGUGGUAAAGGCUGUUUUGAUGCCAAUGCAGCUAUAUUAGAAGCCGAUGACGAUGAAGAGCUCAUGGAGAAAGUCAAGAGAGACAGAAAGAAGAGACUUGAAAGACAAGGUGUUAUUAGCUCCUCCAAAGCAGAAACAGGAUAUUUGCAGGAUCUAGUAUACAAGCUGAGUAAAGUGGGUCAAGCCAUAGACAACAAUGAUCUGUCUACCGCUAGUUCAGUUCUUGGUAGAAGCACUGAUACAGAUUGGGUCCAAAAAGUCAAUUCAGCCUUGACCAAGCUGAGCUCUAGUCCUGAAGCAAAGACUGAGGUGGAUACGUUCAAUUCCUCGCUAGCUUCAUUAAUUUCUUCAGUUACUAAAAAUGAUAUCGAGUCCUCGAAAGAUGCUUUUGUGGCAUCAGCCAGCGCAUUUGAAAAAUGGACAUCCUUGACUGGACUGGUUGGACAGCUUAAGGGACUUUGAAGGAAAGGAAGGGCAGAUGAAAGUUUUAUUCUUUUUCUUUUUUGUUUCUUUUCGCUGAGAGAACAACAUGAAGCUUCAUUUAUUCUACACCAGGUGAAUUUAUUUGUAUCUUCCAUUAACUUACUACACGGUUUCCCCUAGUCCCUAAGAUUUGAGAUUGACAGGUUAUCUCAAUUGAAUGAGUUUGGGUUGUAAAUCAUUGCUCAAUGUUCUUGAGCCUCGGUUAUAACUUUUCUCAAUGAGCGUUGCAAAUUUUGAUGUAAAAUAUUCUUUACAAUUUGAGUUACCUGCAUGAUUGCAUUGAUUCGGUAUAAAUU
Molecule: messenger RNA, 1180 nt
Organism: Pistacia vera
Lineage: Eukaryota; Viridiplantae; Streptophyta; Magnoliopsida; Sapindales; Anacardiaceae
Product: thylakoid lumenal 16.5 kDa protein, chloroplastic
Exons: 4
Biological process (GO): photosystem II repair
Source: RefSeq, a predicted model, not a curated record